CAGAAUAGCGAGUUCUGGAACCCAUGCUCAGAAGUUUAAACAUACAUAUAAGCUCCAUCAAGUUUCCUUCAUCAUUUCACUUUGCGUGUCCAAUUCAAGCGAUCAUCACUUUGACUACUACCCCGCCAAUAUUCAUAUUCUUGGCACUCAAAAAUCAAUCAGCAGUGGCCAUGGCGUCACGAUAUUCGGCAGCGCGCCCCAAGCGCGACGGCGAGAACUUUGCGCGUACCCAUCAUAACGAAGACGGCGGCGAUUCUAAGAGAGUCAAGUUUGACGUACGAAAUCCCUCCACGCUUGCGCCUGACGCUCGCGAAGAAGAUGCUAUCCUCGAUGCCGAUGUCAUUGGUGUAUCUGGAGCUACGAAGCGUGGAGCUGUCAAUCUAGAUGGUUAUGAUAGUGAUUCAGAUAACGAAACCUUCAAUGCACGCGCCGAGAACCGCAAGCGGGGCAAAGUCGACAUUCUUGAGCAGCUCGAUAAUUACGACGCCACCAAUCCUGACCCUGCAGCUCCGGGUACUGCGGCCGGUGAUGAUGAUGACGACGACAUGUUUGCUGCGGACGAUGCUGAUGGGGAAAAGGAGAUCCCCGAGGAGGGAGACUUCGAUAAGAAUGGUCGCAAGAAGGACAAAGUUCGGUUCCUAGAUGCGGAUCAAAUCGAUGGCGUGGACAACACCAGCAGAGACAAGGGGGGCAUCCGACUCGACGAUGAAAGCAGCGACGACGAGGCAGAUGUAGACCUAGCCAUACAAGAAGAGGGCAUCGAUGAAGAAGUUGGGGCUGGAGGUCUCAAGAAGAACGCCCCCAAAGUCGAAGCAUUCAACCUGAAGCAAGAAAUGGAAGAGGGUCAAUUCGACCAAGAUGGCAACUACGUUCGCAAAGGUGGCGACCCUGACGCCGUACAUGACAACUGGUUGGAAGGUCUCAGUAAGAAGGAGAUGAGAAAGGCAGCCGCCGCGCAUGAGAAGCGCGAGGCUGAGGCACGAAAGCAGCGCCUAGAGGAUGACGAGGUCCUCGUGUCAGAUUUGCUCAAGACUCUGAUACUCAAUCUCGAGCGCGCUGAGACGCCACUCGAGGCUCUAGCCCGACUCGGCAAAAAGCAAACAAAGCCUAAAAAGAUCCCGAAAUGGAAGCUCAAGAAGAUGAACAAGGGUGCUGAAGGCAUGGAAGUUGAUGGCGGUGAGAACAUCGAGGAUGCGGAGCAAAAGAAGAUCAAGGCAUCAAUUGAUGCCAUCACAGAAGCUGCAGAUAAGCUGUUAAGCCGGGAUCAUGAGGAGAUUUACGAACAAGAGAGAGAGCUCCUCGUCCGAGAAUAUCGUAAGGAGACAGGAGAGGAUUGGGUGGAACCAGAAGCUUCACAGACAAACCAGGAUGAGCAGGCGGCGGUGAAGCCGGGAACAAUGUGGAAGUUCCGAUGGGUAGAUGGACGCGACGGAAACGACAGUCAAGGGCCAUAUGACGGGGCCACAAUGAAGGCGUGGAAGGAUGCUGGGUACUUCCCAGAGGGCGCGGUCGAGUUCCGAGAGGUUGAGGAGGGCCGGGACUGGUCUUUACAUGUCGAUGCUUUUGAGUGAAGGCAUUACAACGGGACGGGAUGUCAGUCGAGAAACGAAAUUAAGGUAGUGCGGGCUGAACAGAUAUCUGGUGUGGUUCGGCUCCGGUCUCUAUCGCAAAAUGAUUGGCAACGAGCGAGUUUCAGCUUAAAAGGGCACCUGCAGCGGUCUUUCUCGUGUUCCGGAUAUGGACAUCCGCUGGCUCAUGUUCUUGUGUAUGGAUGCUCUCACAACCAGUCAUAUGUGUACAGAGGUCAGAGAGAACAAAACGGGCUGUAAGUGGGCGUUUCAAACCCGACGGCAUGAUGGUGAGUGGAUCCCGUUUCACGUCAAAUACUUACAGCCUGCAUGGGAAAGACUGCAUGGCACAGAUAGCUUCGGCUUUGUGGCUCCGAAUCUGAAGACAAGAUUGAAAAUCGAGUUAGAUAGCCACAUUAUCUGGCCACUUGGAGGAAGUGGGCGAUGAUCAUGCGGGCCUGACGAGGCUUGGCCGCUGACUGGUUUCAUAAGGUCAAUGGUCGAGAAUCAUGAUGGUGCAUGAUGGUGCCGCGGGAAGAUGACGAAAGAGGGAAACUAGAUGCCAAAAAGACCAUCAAAGGGUUGGAAAGAUCUAGGAUAGACGGACAUGAUAGGGCAUAAUGUGGCAAGUCGUUCCUGGGGAUCCCGAAGUGCGCCGGGAACGGGUGAGGCCGGGCGAGUGGGAUCUCGAAAAAGAGGCUGAAAAGCCGGGGCAGCGAAUAUGGAGUAAGAUGAUGGGGACGUCUGGGGAUAAUGAUGGGGUUGUAUGGGGUUAUACGGAGGGACGGACGAGGUUGGUACCUACCAUGUGCCCUGGCAUGCGAGGCUUGAGCCGAUCCAAGCCCGUGAUCCCGUGAUGCUCCGGUACGUGGAGCGGAAGCCGGGGCCGCAGCCGUAGCCGAACGGUCAAGCACCGAGGGAGCAGGAGGUUGACUCCCGGAGACGAACGGGCUAGAUCGGAGGAGCAGGGAUUGUUCGGGAAUGAUGUAUGUCAGAAGUUGCAUCUCAGUAUGUAAGUGAAAUGUAAGGGUUCGGAAUCCAUUCGACGACGAGUUUUCGUACGUAACAUGAUGAGAGUCUAUGUGGGCUUGACCUUGAAACAAUGUCGAUCAAGGUCUCUCGGCAUUGAUAUUAUCAGUAGUAUUGGGUGUUUCGAGUAAUGCUAGAAGGAUCGAUAUCAUGAACUGAUAUUGCAAUGCGUACAUGUAUGUUUGGGUGUGCUGUAUGUGGCUAGUCCAGGUCCAGGUCAGAUUGACACUGGAUUCGCUCAGGGAUCAUGGUGGAGGUGAUCGAGCAAGCUACUGCUGUCCAUAGGAAUAGGCAGGGCAGGGGUUCGGUCAGCCCAGGCGGACUCAGGUCAGGAGAGGUUCGAUCUCAGGUGAGGAAUCUCGGUGAGAUUCAAGAUAGCUACUGAGGAAUAUGAGACCAUAAGGGUCCGUGGUUUUAUGGAAUCGUAGGCACGAUAUGAUAGGGCUCUGACAGAUUCAGGGUCUCCAUUUUUGGUGAUUGGAAAUAGAUGCUGGACACACCCAGGGGUCUCGACAAAGGCCCGAUGUCAGAUAAGCGGGUUUUGUUUUGGCGAUGGAAUUGACAUUACAGAUGGCAUGGACUGAUCUGAUGUGAUGUAGUAGAGAACAUAGCAACAUUAAGGAGAAGCGAAUACAGUCGGUCCGCGAAAGCUCGUGGCCUACCAACGG
Molecule: messenger RNA, 3265 nt
Organism: Fusarium odoratissimum NRRL 54006
Lineage: Eukaryota; Fungi; Ascomycota; Sordariomycetes; Hypocreales; Nectriaceae
Exons: 1
Coding region: 24-1571 (515 amino acids)
Cellular component (GO): U5 snRNP
Molecular function (GO): protein binding
Source: RefSeq, a predicted model, not a curated record